Molecule: messenger RNA, 1032 nt
Organism: Aspergillus homomorphus CBS 101889
Lineage: Eukaryota; Fungi; Ascomycota; Eurotiomycetes; Eurotiales; Aspergillaceae
Product: putative HAD superfamily hydrolase
Exons: 2
Coding region: 84-923 (279 amino acids)
Molecular function (GO): phosphatase activity
Source: RefSeq, a predicted model, not a curated record
CGCCCAGAUUCUUACUCAGAUCUCAUCAUCCAGGAACGUCUCGGGACUCUUUUCGGUUCGAAGCUGGCCUUCGUAUAGUAACCAUGUAUCAGUUUAAGAGAGACUUGCCUGCAAUCCGUGCCUGCAUCUUUGACAUGGAUGGCCUGCUCAUCAACUCCGAAGACAUAAUCACUGAAUGUACGAACCGAGUUCUAGCCAAGUAUCAUAGGCCUGCCUUUACACGAUCGAUCCGAGCUCAACUUAUGGGUGUCCCCGACUCGACCAACAGUGAUGUAUUUCAUGAUUGGGCAAAACUACCCAUCCCCCGAGAGCAAUUCGCCCGCGAGUUGCGUGAGCAAAUGCGGCUGCAUUUCCCUUCCUGUACCCCACUACCUGGCUCCGAAAAGCUUUUGUCCAACCUCUGCUGUGCACGGAGUGCUUCCUCGGGGGACGGAAUUAAACUGGCUUUGGCAUCCAGCACCAAAACCCAUACCUACGAACUCAAGAUAUCGAGACCAGAGACGAGGCGGCUGCUGAGCUUUUUCCAGCCUGAAUGUCGGAUUCUGGGCGACGACCCACGAGUGCGCAAGGGUCGGGGAAAGCCAGCGCCCGAUAUUUACUUGGUUGCCUUGCAGUCAUUGAACUCUACGGCGGCGAACGAGGGCGGGAAGGCGAUUUCGCCCGCAGAAUGCUUGGUCUUCGAGGAUAGCCUAGCUGGGGUGGAGGCUGGAAGACGAGCGGGAAUGAGAGUGGUUUGGGUACCGCAUCCAGAUGUGGCGGUCGAGUAUCAAGCGAGGCACAAGGAUGUGCUGGCUGGGAGGUCGGGUAUGUUCCAAAUUGGGGACGAUUGGCAGCUAGGAGAGAUCGAUGAUGGCUGGGCGGAAAGCAUACCCACUUUGGAACACUUCGACUAUGGGAAAUAUGCCAUCGAUAUACCGUCUUGAGCGAGUUUUGUCGCGAUACGUGACUCUCUCAUAGACGAACCGUGGACUGUACUCGCACCGUAGGAUAUAAGAAGUAUAGUUGUGUAUAGUCCAACCCAGUAUCUAUUUG